GCUCCUUCCAAGCGCAAUAAAAGCAACCAUUUCCCUUCCACGUCUCUUUUCCCGUAGACUUAGAACUAUGGCUCCCCGUAUAGCCUCCCAUUUUCUGGGAGGCAAUUCCCUAGAUUUUGCACCUUCCAGCAAGGUGAAAGAUUAUAUUGCUUCACGUGGUGGACAUACCGUAAUCACGUCUAUUUUAAUUGCUAAUAAUGGUAUCGCUGCUGUGAAAGAAAUUCGAAGCAUCCGAAAAUGGGCUUAUGAAACGUUUAAUAAUGAAAGAGCUAUCAGAUUCACCGUCAUGGCUACUCCCGAUGAUUUGAAGGUAAACGCCGACUAUAUUCGUAUGGCCGACCAGUACGUGGAAGUUCCUGGCGGUUCAAAUAAUAACAACUAUGCAAACGUGGAACUCAUCGUUGAUGUUGCAGAGCGCAUGAAGGUCCAUGCCGUUUGGGCUGGUUGGGGUCAUGCUUCCGAAAACCCCAAACUUCCAGAAAUGUUGGCCGCUAGCAAACAAAAAAUUGUUUUUAUCGGUCCCCCUGGUAGUGCUAUGCGUAGUUUGGGUGACAAAAUUAGCUCAACCAUUGUGGCUCAAAGUGCGAAGGUCCCUUGUAUGCCCUGGUCAGGUUUGGGCCUCGAAAAAGUCCGCAUCGAACCCGAAACCAACAUUGUAACAGUCGAUGACGACAUUUAUCAAAAGGCCUGUAUCAAUACCGCUGAGGAUGGUGUUGCUAUCGCCGAGAAAAUUGGAUAUCCCGUCAUGAUUAAGGCGUCCGAAGGUGGUGGUGGUAAGGGUAUUCGUCAAGUCUCUUCCUCUCAGCAGUUCACACACGCUUAUCAACAGGUUUUAGCCGAACUCCCUGGCUCUCCUGUAUUUGUGAUGAAGCUUGCUGGUCAAGCCCGUCACUUGGAAGUCCAAAUCCUAGCCGAUCAGUACGGCAAUAACAUUUCCGUAUUUGGCCGUGAUUGCUCAGUUCAGCGUCGUCAUCAAAAGAUUAUUGAAGAAGCCCCUGUCACCGUCGCUCCUCCUAGUACUUUCCGUGAGAUGGAGCGCGCUGCCGUUCGUUUGGGUGAACUUGUUGGUUAUGCGUCUGCUGGUACCAUUGAGUAUCUUUAUGAACCUGAAAAUGAUAAAUUUUAUUUCCUUGAAUUGAACCCUCGUUUACAAGUUGAACACCCUACCACCGAAAUGGUUUCCGGCGUAAACUUACCCGCCGCUCAACUUCAAAUUGCUAUGGGUAUUCCUUUAAAUCGCAUUCCCCACAUUCGUGAACUUUACGGUCUAUCCCGUGAUAGCGAGACCGAGAUUGAUUUUGCUUUUGAAAAACCAGAAUCCCAUAAAAUCCAAAAAAUGCCCACUCCAAAGGGUCAUUGUAUCGCUUGUCGUAUUACCUCAGAGGAUCCCGGUGAAGGUUUUAAGCCUUCCAGCGGUAUGAUUAGAGACUUAAAUUUCCGUUCUUCCAGCGAUGUCUGGGGUUAUUUCUCCGUCGGUACCGCAGGUGGUAUUCAUGAAUUCGCCGAUUCCCAAUUUGGCCACAUCUUCGCUUUUGCAGAUAACCGUGAAGCAACGCGUAAGUCUAUGAUUGUAGCCUUGAAGGAAUUGUCUAUUCGUGGUGAUUUUAGGACAACCGUUGAAUAUUUGGUUCGUCUACUUGAGACUGGUGAGUUUGCUCAUAAUGAAUUUACCACCGCUUGGUUAGACAAACUUAUCGCUCAAAAAGUAACUUCUGCCCGUCCUGAUAAGAUGCUUACAGUUGUUUGCGGUGCCCUGGUUCGUGCUCAUGCAAUUGCCGAAGAACAAUAUCGUGCCUUUAAAUCUUAUUUGGAACGUGGCCAAGUUCCUUCUCGUGAUUUUCUAAAAAAUGUUUAUGAUAUAGAGUUUAUUUACGACGGUAAUCGUUACAGGUUCACAGCCUCUCGCUCUUCUCCAGGUUCCUAUCAUCUAUUCUUAAAUGGCUCCCGUUGUACCGCAGGAGUUCGCUCAUUAACUGAUGGUGGGUUACUUGUGUUGCUAAAUGGUCAGUCUUAUACUGUCUAUUAUAGGGAUGAGGUUACCGGUACACGAAUCUCUAUAGAUAACAUGUCAUGUAUGCUAGAACGGGAAAAUGAUCCAACUCAACUGCGUACUCCUUCUCCGGGUAAGUUGGUUCGUUUCUUGGUUGAAACCGGCGAACAUAUUAAGGCGGGUGAAGCUUAUGCUGAAGUCGAGGUUAUGAAAAUGAUUAUGCCAUUAGUAGCCACUGAGGAUGGUAUUGUGCAAUUAAUAAAACAGCCCGGUGCCUCUGUUGGUUCAGGUGACAUCCUUGGUAUCCUUACUUUGGAUGACCCUAGCCGUGUUAAACAUGCACUUCCCUUUAACGGUCAGCUACCUAACUUUGGUGAUCCUCAAAUUGCUGGUAACAAGCCUUGCCAACGUUAUCAUCAAUUGUUAUCCAUCUUGCUUGAUAUUUUGAAGGGUUAUGACAAUCAAAUAAUUCUUAACAGUACAUAUAAGGAGAUUAUUGAAGUUCUGCGUGAUCCUGAACUGCCAUUUAGUGAGUGGAGCUCUCAUUAUUCUGCAUUGGUUAGUCGCAUGCCGCCCGUGUUAGAUAAGUUAUUUGUUUCCAUUAUUGAAAAAUCAAGAGCCCGCAGAACUGAAUUUCCUGCCAAACAGCUAGAAAUGGCUCUUCAGACGUACUGUGAGGGUCAGAAACUAUCUUUGACCCAACAGUUAAAACAGCAAAUUGCUCCCUUGAUUGAUGUUAUCAAUGAUUAUAAAGACGGUCUAAAGGUGCACGAAUAUAAUGUUGUCAAAAGUAUCUUGGAGGAGUAUUAUAACGUUGAGCGCUUGUUUUCAGGUCCUAACAAAAGAGAAGAAGAUGUUACCCUUCGCCUUCGGGACGAUAACAAGGAUAACGUUGAUAAAGUCAUUGCUCUUGCCUUGUCUCAUUCUCGUAUCGGUUCUAAGAAUAACCUUCUUAUAACUGUGCUUGAUCUUAUAAAAUCGGAACCCUCUACUUUUGUUUCAUUAUACUUCAAUGAUAUUUUAAGAAAAUUGACAGAUCUCGAUUCCAGAGCUACUGCCAAAGUAUCUCUUAAGGCUCGUGAAUUACUGAUUUCGUGCGCUAUGCCUUCGCUUUCGGAGCGGUUUUCCCAAAUGGAACAUAUCUUGAAAACCUCAGUUGUCGAGAGUCAUUAUGGUGAUUCUAAGUUUUCUCAUCGUCCUCCUAAUCUUGAUAUUUUAAAGGAGCUCAUUGACUCUAAGUAUACCGUUUUCGAUGUUUUACCUGCUUUCUUCUGUCAUCCCGAUCCAUGGGUUUCUUUAGCUGCUCUUGAAGUGUAUGUGCGUAGAGCUUAUCGAGCAUAUGCCGUUUUAGAAUUAAACUAUCAUGUUGAGAGUGGUACACCUUUCGUGCUUUCUUGGAAAUUCCAGCUUCGUGCUAGUAGUACACCAGGCCAAGGUGCCAGUGGUGCAAAUGGUCUUCUUCCCAGCAGUGGCUCUCCUUCUUUGGAAAAUGAAAACAAACGUCUUCAAUCUUAUAGUGAUCUUUCUUGGUAUGUAAACAAGAAUGAUUCGGAACCUUUCCGUUUUGGUGCUGUUGUUGCGGCUGAGAACUUUGAUCAGUUGGAAACCAAUUUUGCUCUGGCCAUCGAGCGUUUGCCUCUUUCGCGUAAUUAUUUCAAUGCCGGAUUGACGUUGAACAGUGAUGACCCUUCUACUGCUCCUCUUCAAGAACUCACUAAUGUUUUAAAUGUUGCUCUGACAUCUACUAAUGACCUUGAAGAUUCCGCUAUCGUGGACAGGCUUAGCUCAAUUCUAAGAGAAUUCCAGGAUGAUUUGUUAGAACAUAACGUCCGAAGAAUUACAGUGAUUGGUGGAAGACAUAAUAAGUCGGCCCAUCCAUCAUACUUCACUUAUCGCGCUUCCUCAGAUAGUUUUGAGCAUCAGUCGGUUCGUUACGUUGAAGAUGAACGAAUUCGUCACAUAGAACCCGCUUUGGCUUUCCAAUUGGAAUUAGGUAGACUCUCUAAUUUCGAUAUCGAGCCUGUUUUUAUUGACAAUCACAAUAUUCAUGUUUACCGUGCAACAGCUAAGAACAUGAAUACAGAUAAGCGAUUCUUUACUAGAGCUCUUGUACGUCCUGGAAGGCUUCGUGACGAGAUCCCAACCGCUGAGUAUCUUAUAUCUGAAACUCACCGCUUGAUAAAUGACAUUCUUGAUGCUCUUGAGGUAAUUAGCCCUGAAGAAACUGAUCUUAAUCAUAUCUUUAUCAAUUUCCUUCCUGCUUUUGGACUUGCCCCCAAACAGGUCGAAGCUGCUUUAGGCGGAUUUUUAGAGCGAUUCGGACGUCGUUUAUGGCGCUUGCGUGUAACCGCUGCUGAAAUUCGUAUUAUUUGCACCGAUCCUACCACUAAUACUCUUUUCCCCUUGCGUGUAAUAAUAUCUAACGUGUCUGGAUUUGUCGUAAAUAUUGAACUUUAUGCAGAAGUGAAGACUGAAAAUAACUCUUGGAUAUUCAAAAGCAUUGGCCAACCUGGCUCCAUGCAUCUUAGACGUAUUAACACGCCUUAUCCAAAUAAAGAAUGGCUUCAACCUCGUCGCUACAAGGCACAAUUGAUGGGUACAACGUUCGUAUAUGAUUUCCCUGAGUUAUUUCGUCGUGCUUUUAGCGAUUGCUGGAGAAAUUUGGACAAAGGUGAUUCCGAGAAUCCUAUUCCACAAGACAUGUUUGAUUGUAAGGAGUUGGUUGAGGAUGAAAAGGGUGAUUUACAAGAAGUUAGUCGUGAACCAGGGACUAACUCUUGUGGUAUGGUUGCUUGGUCAGUAACCGCCAAGACUCCUGAGUAUCCUAAUGGUAGAAAAAUGAUCAUUGUGGCCAAUGAUAUUACAUUCCAAAUUGGCUCGUUCGGACCUCGUGAGGACAACUUCUUUUUUAAGGUAACUGAACUUUCCCGUCAACGUGGUGUUCCCAGACUCUACUUGGCUGCCAAUUCUGGUGCCCGUAUUGGUGUUGCAGAUGAAUUGAUUCCCUUAUUCAAUAUAGCUUGGAACGACGCCGAUUCACCCGAGAAAGGAUUCGAAUAUUUAUAUAUAACUCCUGAAGUUCAAGAGCGAAUGGACAAGCAAGAGUCUAAGACUAUUGAAACUGAAAAAGUUGAAACUGAAUCUGGUGAAGUUCGUUACAAGAUCACCACCAUCAUUGGUUCUGGUGAAGGACUCGGUGUUGAAUGUUUGAGAGGAUCUGGUUUAAUUGCUGGUGUUACAUCUCGAGCUUAUGGUGAUAUCUUCACUUGCACACUUGUAACUUGCCGUGCCGUUGGUAUUGGUGCAUAUCUCGUUCGCCUUGGACAAAGAGCUGUUCAAGUGGAAGGUCAGCCUAUCAUUCUUACGGGUGCUCCUGCUCUCAAUAAGGUAUUAGGACGUGAAGUCUAUAAUUCUAACUUACAACUGGGUGGUACUCAAGUUAUGCAUAGAAACGGUAUUUCUCACUUGACUGCCCAAGAUGAUUUCGACGGAAUUUCUAAGAUCGUCAACUGGCUUUCUUAUAUCCCUGACAAACGUAAUAACCCUGUCCCUAUAUCGCCCUCAAAUGAUCCCUGGGAUCGUGAUGUCGAGUAUUAUCCCAGCCAAAGCGGUUAUGAUCCUCGCUGGUUAAUUGAUGGAAAAGAGGAUGAAGAUUUGUUCCUGUAUGGUUUAUUUGACAAAGGUUCAUUCCAAGAAACUUUGGAUGGAUGGGCUAAGACGGUUGUCGUCGGUCGGGCACGUUUAGGUGGAAUACCAACUGGUGUUAUUGCCGUUGAAACUCGUACUAUCGAAAACACUUUACCUGCUGAUCCAGCCAACCCAAGCUCUACAGAGCAGAACCUAAUGGAAGCUGGACAAGUCUGGUAUCCUAAUUCUGCUUUUAAGACUGCUCAAGCCAUUAAUGAUUUUAACCAUGGUGAACAAUUACCAUUAUUUAUACUCGCUAAUUGGCGUGGUUUCUCCGGUGGUCAACGGGAUAUGUUCAAUGAAGUCCUUAAAUAUGGCUCUUAUAUUGUUGACGCUCUCGCGGGAUACAAGCAACCUGUAUUUGUAUACAUACCCCCUUUCAGUGAACUUCGUGGUGGCUCUUGGGUGGUUGUUGACCCUACCAUUAAUAACAAGCAAAUGGAGAUGUAUGCUGAUGAGGAAAGCAGAGCUGGUGUAUUGGAACCUGAAGGAAUGGUCAGUAUCAAGUUUAGACGUGAAAAGCUUCUUUCAUUAAUGCGCAGAUGCGAUGAGCAAUAUGCUACUUUACAGGAUAAACUUAACCAAAAGAAUUUGAACCCAGAUGAGCUUUCUUCAGUCAAGGUGCAAUUGAUGGAACGUGAGCAAAAGAUAAUGCCUAUUUAUCAACAAAUUAGCAUUCACUUUGCUGAUUUGCAUGAUCGCGUUGGUCGUAUGGUUGCUAAGAAAGUUAUUCGUCAACCCUUAAAGUGGACCAAUGCUAGACGCUUCUUCUACUGGCGUCUAAGAAGACGUUUGGAUGAGCAUUACUCCCAACAGAGAUUGAUGCAGCUUAUUCCUGGAUUAAGCCACGAAGAAUCACAAUGUUGCCUUAAACGAUGGUAUGAGGAAUGGAGGGGUAAGCAAGAUUGGGAUACUGCUGACCGAUCCGUUAUUACAUGGAUUGAAGAAAACAGCGAAAGCCUAAUUAAGCACACCCUAGAGUUGAAGAGCAAGUAUUAUAGCAAUAGGAUUGCUGAAUUGAUUCGUGCUGAUAAGCAAAGCAUGAUUGAUAGCCUUGCUUUGGUUUUAACCGAACUUGAUGAAGCAGAGAAAAAGGAAUUAGCUGCAAAACUUGCUGCUAGGAACUGAGAAUAAACUUAUGAACUCUGAGGAUAAUGUCUUGUAUUUAUUUCGUCCAGGCUUUCUUCCGUUAGUCUGUUAUAUGGAUUACAAGCGCCCCGGUGGAAAUUUCACCUUGUAAACCUACAUAAUGUACUUAUACCCUGAAUAUAGGAGAUGCGAAUUUACUUUUCAUUAUUUUUGAUAAAUUAUGACAAAUCGAAGAUUUGAUCAAUUUGUUGCAUAUACGCCGUUCGUUUAGGAACAAAUCAUCCUUUGAGGAUAGAUAGUGCUUUUCUAUCAAUGAAAUAAUUUUAAUCUUAUGAGAUGAAUAUGAACAUACUUUACUGAUCAUCUAUGUACUGUUAAGAUCUUACUGUAAAUGAAGUUUAUUGAAUUUACAAUGAGUUGUAGUUUAUAGCUUGGAUGUAUUUGAUAUACAUCAAUAAAC
Molecule: messenger RNA, 7226 nt
Organism: Schizosaccharomyces cryophilus OY26
Lineage: Eukaryota; Fungi; Ascomycota; Schizosaccharomycetes; Schizosaccharomycetales; Schizosaccharomycetaceae
Product: acetyl-CoA/biotin carboxylase
Exons: 2
Coding region: 68-6805 (2245 amino acids)
Biological process (GO): fatty acid biosynthetic process
Molecular function (GO): ATP binding; acetyl-CoA carboxylase activity; metal ion binding
Source: RefSeq, a predicted model, not a curated record